Messenger RNA from Quercus lobata, 786 nucleotides. RefSeq names its product BURP domain-containing protein BNM2C-like. The record is from RefSeq and is a predicted model, not a curated record. The coding region runs from base 1 to 717 and encodes 238 amino acids. NCBI's taxonomy places the organism in Eukaryota, Viridiplantae, Streptophyta, Magnoliopsida, Fagales, Fagaceae. The transcript has a single exon.
AUGAAAACAAAGCCAUCAUCUCACAUGGAUCAUUUGGGAGCAUUCAAGUCAGGCUUUUUCACCAUGGAUGAUUUGUUUGUAGGGAAUAUAAUGCCACUUUACUUUCCCAUACAAGAACUUUCUGAGUUCUUGCCCAGGGAAGAAGCUGAUUCCAUUCCUUUCUCCAUGCCCCAACUCCCAAACGUCCUUCAACUCUUCUCAAUCCCUAUAGAUUCUCCCAAUGCCAGAGCCAUGGAAGACACACUCCAACAGUGUGAAGCUACACCCAUCACAGGGGAGACCAAGCUCUGUGCUACCUCUUUAGAGUCCAUGCUUGAUUUUGUGCAUAGCAUCAUGGGCUCAUGGGCUAACCUGAAUGUUCUGACAACUAAACACCCCACAAUGUCAACUGCCUUGACACAGAAUUAUGAUGUUUUAAGAGUUUCAAAGGAACUUUAUGCUCCUAAAUGGGUUGCUUGUCAUCCUUUGCCUUACCCUUACAAGAUUUUCUUCUGCCACUUCAUAGAGAAUACCAAGAUUUUCAAGGUUUUACUUGGUGGUGAGAAUGGACAUAAGGUGGAAGCUGUUGCUGUUUGCCACAUGGACACUUCUGAUUGGGACCCUAACCACAUUCUAUUUCGCCAACUUGGUGUCAAGCCUGGCUCAUCUCCAGUAUGCCAUUUCCUCCCAAAAUAUCAUCUUGUUUGGGUUCCAUCACCAACAACAGCCUCUAUCUAAAGAGGUAGCUCUGUUGCCUUUCUAUUGUGUAGACGUUAAAUAAAGGUCAAUCAGAGAGUUCUUGUAAUA